AUGAACAAACAUUUCAUGUUUGAUAUGCAACAAAUACCUGCGACAAAAAAGGUAUUAUCUCAUUCAAGUUUUCCGGUUUCUGUAUUUUAUGACUUUCGUUAUAGUAUUGAACCCGCUGUUAACAUUGAACCUGAAGCUUCAAAACCACCGAAUAGAUUUUCAUUGAGUCAAUGGGAGACUUUACUGGGUAAGAAUCAGCUGGAUACAUACAAGCACCUGUUUCCCGAGCAGGAUGAUGAAAAGGAAGACGAUCUGGAUAUGGAGGGAGAUCUAGAGACGAGAAAUGACAAAAUUAUGGAUACCGAGUCUGUAAAAUUGCCUGAACGUCAUUUUGGACAAAACACUCUCAAAGUUUUCUUUGACUAUUGUACACUUGGACAAUGCCAAUUUGUAUUCAGGUCGAAUAUUAUUGCAUCAGAGGUGCUUCGUGGCAAAAAAGAACACUUGCCUGAUUUCCUUUUGUUACUUUUACAAAACGGCGACCUCCUGGUUAUCAAUAUAACAGCAACAUACGACAAAAACUUUGAGACAUACUUGUUCAAGUAUUUUGCUACAAUAUGCGCAAGAAGUUCAAUAGCACGCGGAAAUUGGAUGCUAUCUGAUCAUCAUACCUAUAGUUUUAGUUACAGUGCAAACAGUGAUCUGAUUUUCUUAACCUGUUCAAAUUGUUUACAGUUUAUAUUUAAGGUACAUAUAAAUGAAGAAGAUUUUAUGUCGGUUCGAUUGACACGGUUGAAUAAUUUGAAAACUGGAAUAAUUGUAAAUCAAUGCAUGCUAACACUGAACGAAAACACAGAUGCGUUUCUGUUUGCCGAAUUGAAGAAUAAUAUACUUUAUUUAAAAUGUAUGACUGAUUUUACCCAAUUUACGGAGUCGAAGAUUACAAUGAAAAAAGCUUUUGAAAUACCUUUACACAUGGUACCUUUGCCAGAUACCAAUUGCGUCUUAUUUUUGCAGGAAACGGGAUAUACCAUUAAGUCUUUCUCCUUCUGCAUUGGAGGUGACGAUUACGCUUCAAUCACAGAGAAGUAUCCAUUACAAAAUAAAAACUUUAUGAUAGAUACGUUUUAUAUUCCCAAGAGAAAGAUACUUACGGAAGACUCUGAAAAUUAUUUGGAGACUGGGCUUCAGUUUAGCCAGGUUUUGGUGUCAACUUCACACAAUGCUUCAAUUUAUUUGAUCAACAUUUAUUAUGACAGAACGCGGCACAAAUAUAUAUCCAAUAUGACCAGACUGUUCAAGGCUAAUACAAUUGCUAGCUUUUUUAGGUUAGAAAUGCAGCAUAGUGAGGGGAGUCCAACAGGGAUAUACGAGUUUGAGUUUUCUAAUGAGAUGGGGUUAUCUGAAUCAAAACUAGGGAAAAUAACAUAUGAAAAAGGUAAGCCUCUAUUUGAAACAAUACAAACACUAUAUUCUUUACCUAACAAUUAUCCAAUGUAUGAUUUUGAGGUUGUACCAGCAAGGAAUCGCUUUUCCAUUGAGGAUAAGCCCAAUCAGUUUUGGGCUUUAACUGGAAGUGGAUCGGCUCAUUCUCUAACUCGAUUAGUCCAAGGUUAUGACACAAAAAUACAUGAGCUGCUCGAAAUUUAUGGUGUAACUAAAAUAUACAAUGCGGGAAAUGAAUACUUCUGGCUUAGCGGUCCAAUGAGGUCGUAUCUUGUAAGGUACGUUCGUGGAGACGACAAGGUUGACCUGAUUUUAUCCAUUGAUGAACAAAUACAAAAUACCUUUAUUUUGGAUAGUUAUAGCUAUGCUAUAUCCACCGGCCAUUUCUAUGUUCUAGAAAACGGAACAAUCGUUUCUCAACAUAGACUCCCUGGAGAAUGCCAAUUGGGUAUUCUGAGUGAAGAUACAGUAAUAUUAUCAGUUAGAAGUCUCGAUGACAAAUUUUCAUUAUGUGCUUGCUUUAUUGCUGUUACCAAAAGUGGAGAUGAGGUUUUGGUUAAAUUCACAGAUAUCAACACUCCCUGGCGAACUUCAAGCAUGUCGUUGGUAACCUGUUUGUCAUUCUUUAAAGAUUCCUAUGUUGUCAUAGGUGAAAAUGACGGGACGAUACAGGUGUACGAUAUAAGAAACAAUAACAUACAACCUUUGGGAGAUAGAAUUGAAUUAUCAAAGAUCAUAAAGAAUUGCCAUGGAAAUUUUAUUUUAUAUCAAUUAGUCGAAAGAGACAACCUGGUUUAUUUUUCUUCCACAUCGGGCGAAUAUGCAGUUGGGGAGUUAGUUAUUGUAAAUGCCGAAGUAACACUUGAAAUAAAGCAAUACAAUAAGCUAAGCGAUACGACUCCUAUCGACAUUUGUAUUAGCUCCCCAUUUGAAAAUUAUACGUUACUCAUAGGAAAGUAUUUAUGGAAAUACGAUCAACACAUAAAUGGAACACCUGAGCGUGUUUACAUUGGAGAAGACGAGUCGGAGCCAGUGACUUAUGCGUUACCAUAUUAUGACUACUGUUUAAUUUUACAGGACAAUAGGUUGUUAACAUCAAUAAUCGCUCACGAACCAACCACCAUAAUCAAAAGUAAAAAAUUUGGGAUUCCAUGUAUGAAGAUGCUUAAUUACCCUGUUUUGAAUUUACUUGUUUUGAUCAAAGUGCCUGGGAUCCACGAUAACAUCCAGCCACUGAUAUUUAUAGAUCAGAAGAAGGCAAAAGCUUUGAAAUCCAGCUUUGAAUUUGAAUGGAAAGAUCAGGAGUUUCCAACCUGUUUAGCCGAGCUAAGGACAUACACAGAACAAAACAAGUUUCAUGUUAGUUUACUUGUAGGUUCUUGUGUCGGCAAGAAUUCUUGUGGCCAUUUGAGACUACUACGAGUAUCAAGACAUGAAUCGUCUAAAGUGAAUGUUAAGGUAUUAUCUUCCAGUAAGGAACAGACCCCCAUAUCUGAUAUUAGUACAUUAGUCCAUCCCUAUGAGUCGAAAACCUAUGUGGUUUGUUCUUCCAAAAAUGUACUAUUUUAUUAUGAAUUGGAUGAUUACAAGUUUACCAAUAAAAGUGUGUUAUACACAGCUACCGAAAACAUCAAGAAGUUUGAGCUGACCAUCCUAGGAGAAUCCAAAGGAGAUUACGGACUAUCAAUAAUAGUGAUCUUGCAAAAUAAUACCAGCGUAUCUCUAAGAUGUAGUAGUUUUGAAGAAAUGCAAAUUGAGAAACAUCGAAACCAAUUCACAUCAAACGCUUUGACAUUAGGCAGAAAUAUUGACGUGUAUGCUGAUUACAACAAAGAGAUUGUCACUCUAGAGUCGCAGUUCACCAAUCCUACUUUCAUAGAUAUAGGGUAUGUACCUAGAUUAGCAUUUACAGAAGACUAUAGUCCGUGGAUUUCACUUCGGGAGAAACAAAAGGAAGAUAGAAAGUCCUUUGUAACUGUUGGGUUGAAUGGCCAAGCAGACCUGAUUACCACAGGCACUUUGACCUCCAAGUUUGUGGGUUCCAAUGUUAUACCCUGUGAGAAAAUAACCUCAUGGGAUUAUAAUCGAGAAUAA
This is a messenger RNA of Pichia kudriavzevii, 3480 nucleotides long. RefSeq lists its product as uncharacterized. The record is from RefSeq and is a predicted model, not a curated record. Bases 1 to 3480 code for a protein of 1159 amino acids. The transcript has a single exon. Lineage: Eukaryota; Fungi; Ascomycota; Pichiomycetes; Pichiales; Pichiaceae. Gene Ontology annotation, molecular function: protein binding.